AUAUUAUUGAAUGGUGGAUAUGUGGUAGAAUAGUUGGUAAAUUUUGCUUAUAAAUAACAAGUAAAUUCAUUGUCAAACUCAUUCAAAAAUCUCAAUAACAAAACAAGUCUCAGAUUUUUUUUGGUUGUAUGGCUGGUCGUCCACCUUCUCGUCACAAUUGGGUUCAGGUUGAGGAGAUCCUGUUGAUUUCAGUACUGAAAUCAAUGGUGGAGUCCCGAUUGUGGACCACCGGGAGUGGACACUUUCGUCCAAGUUACUUGAGGUAUUUGAAACGUAUCAUGGACAGUGAUUUUCCUGACGCUGGCAUUGAGGAAUGGCAUAUUGAAGCGAAGGUAAAGCAGUGGCGUCGUACUUGCUUCAUCAUUGUGGGCCUAAUUGAUCGUCCCAGAUUUGAAUGGGACGCAAGUCAAAACAUGGUGGUAGCUGAAGACGAUGUUUGGACUGCAAUCCUCCAAGUUAAUCGACAAGCUCCGGUGGCAAGAGAUGUUCAAUUUCCAUUGUUUGAUGACUGGCGUGUUUGCUUCAUUCCCCCUCCCGAGGAGCCGGAGGAAUAGGUGUAGAUCGCGGAAGAAUAAAUUGUAUUACCCAU
Rhododendron vialii is the source of this 589-nucleotide messenger RNA. RefSeq lists its product as uncharacterized. Bases 129 to 554 code for a protein of 141 amino acids. The record is from RefSeq and is a predicted model, not a curated record. The transcript has 2 exons. Lineage: Eukaryota; Viridiplantae; Streptophyta; Magnoliopsida; Ericales; Ericaceae.